AUGAGCGCUUCCAGGUUCGUAAAGUGCGUGACGGUCGGUGAUGGAGCUGUCGGAAAAACAUGUUUGUUGAUAUCUUACACAAGCAACACUUUCCCUACGGAUUAUGUGCCUACCGUUUUCGAUAAUUUCAGUGCAAAUGUGGUGGUUAAUGGAGCCACUGUUAAUCUUGGAUUGUGGGAUACUGCAGGGCAAGAGGAUUACAACAGAUUAAGACCACUGAGCUACCGUGGGGCAGAUGUUUUCAUAUUGGCCUUCUCUCUUAUCAGCAAAGCCAGUUAUGAAAACGUCUCCAAAAAGUGGAUCCCGGAGUUGAAACAUUACGCGCCUGGUGUCCCAAUCAAUGUGAAGGCGGUGUUUGACGCGGCCAUUCGAGUGGUGUUGCAACCGCCGAAGCAGAAGAAGAAGAAGAGCAAAGCGCAGAAGGCGUGCUCCAUCCUAUGA
Thlaspi arvense is the source of this 441-nucleotide messenger RNA. The record is from the annotation of a GenBank genome assembly. NCBI's taxonomy places the organism in Eukaryota, Viridiplantae, Streptophyta, Magnoliopsida, Brassicales, Brassicaceae.